Gymnogyps californianus (California condor) is the source of this 3707-nucleotide messenger RNA. It is a transcript of the gene LEPROT, whose product is annotated as leptin receptor overlapping transcript. The transcript is spliced from 4 exons. Gene Ontology annotation, cellular component: endosome. Lineage: Eukaryota; Metazoa; Chordata; Aves; Accipitriformes; Cathartidae. The record is from RefSeq and is a predicted model, not a curated record. Gene Ontology annotation, biological process: negative regulation of growth hormone receptor signaling pathway; late endosome to vacuole transport via multivesicular body sorting pathway. Bases 28 to 423 code for a protein of 131 amino acids.
AGCUCGGCGUCGUUCAGCGCCCCGAACAUGGCGGGCAUCAAAGCUCUCGUGGCGCUGUCCUUCAGCGGAGCCAUCGGGCUGACGUUCCUCAUGCUGGGCUGCGCCCUGGAGUACUACGGUGUAUACUGGCCUCUGUUUGUCUUAAUAUUUUACUUCAUCUGCCCCAUUCCCCACUUCAUUGCAAAAAGAGUAAGUGAUGACAGUGAUGCAGCCAGCAGUGCCUGCAGGGAAUUGGCAUAUUUCUUCACAACUGGAAUUGUUGUUUCUGCCUUUGGAUUUCCUAUAAUCCUUGCACGGGUUGAAGCGAUCAAAUGGGGAGCCUGUGGUCUGGUGCUGGCUGGCAAUGCAGUCAUUUUCCUUACUAUUUUAGGCUUUUUUCUUGUGUUUGGUAGAGGAGAUGACUUUAGCUGGGAGCAGUGGUAGGACAUCGCUCUGAUGCUGGUAAUAUUUUACAGCAUGUAUCACCAUAUGUAUACUCUGUGUGUGUAUAUGUGUAUAUAUUAUAACACAUGUGUGUGUGCACGCUGAGAUGUACGUAUGUGCAUAUGCAUAGAUGUAUGUAUGUGCACAUGCAUGUAGUUUUACAUUAUCAGAUCAUAACAUGCUUUUUUAAAAUGCAUUUCAGCCAAAGGGAAAGGGCCCUUGUGACAGCUGUCUUACUGUAUUCGGUAAAAGCUGGAAUCACCGUUGCAAAUUUGUCCCCGAAUAAGUUUACAAAACAUAAGCUGUUUUACUCAUUUUUUCACUAUGUAUGCAUUAACUUUUGUUUUAGUCACAGUAGUAUCGUUGAUACAUGUGAUAUCGGUCAGCAUGCCUGUUGGUUUUUUUUAACAAUGUAAUCAAAAUAUGCCAAUAUAAAGAUUAUCCUACUUGGUAUUGUUCAACUUGAUCGAUCUUUCUGCUUUGAUUAGGAAUGAAUGAGUACUUGCUUUUCAUUUGAGUAAUUGCGAUUUUAGUGUUUUUUCUUGAUAACAUAAAACCAAACAUAGGUUAUGCCACCUCUUUUACUACCUAAUGAAAGAAAAAGAAAAUAACCCUGGUUAAAAAUCCUUCCUUCCACUUAUGGUGUUCAUUCAAAAAAUAAUUCCCCCCCCAAGAUACUCAGACUUUGUCCCUAUUCAGCUUAACAACUGUGGAUAUAUUUUGGGAAUAAUGUAUUUUAAUGCCUCUUUAAUGCUUAGAGCUGACGUUACUUCUCUUACGAAGGUUCACAAAAGAAGAACGGGACACUUACAAUCACAAUGUAGUAUUCAACUCUGUAUUCUUAUGUAUGAAACGCCUGAAUUGCAAAGAAGUGAGUGUUCUGCUGGGUAGGACUUCUUAUCUCCCCAGUUCUCAUUGCUUUUUAAAACAUACUUACUCAACUACUAUUUUUUUGUCUGUAAGAAAAAUUUGUUACAUUAAAACACUAUAUUUUUAAAUAGCAUUAUCCUAGUAAACAGUCACAUAAUCAUACUUAUAAAAGUAAACUUUAUUACUGUUUUGACUUGCUGAAUCCUGCACGUUGUGGAGGCAUGUAGUUUUGUAAAAACGCAUUCUGAUACAACCCUAACUCUAGAAGACAUUUCAGUAAUUUGCAAAGGGGUAAAGGAAGAGACACCUUAGUUUAUUCUUUCAUAGAAAAAUGGACAUAAAGAGGUUUCUGCUCUGUGAAUUAAGAAGCUGAAUUCCUGCCUAGGGUAUGUUUUAUUGCAAGUUCUUUAGACUAGUAGAUUGCAAAUGAGUGUUUUAUAGUUGUGUUCGUUCACAGCUGACUGCUCUCACCCUGCGUAGCUGUGAGGGACAUUGUGUCAGGAGGUAAAUGAAUCCACCCUACAAGAUGUGGCAGCUUCACCAACGCAGUGCUUUCUGCCCCCUAAGUUGUAUGGAACUACUUAUGCUGCUCUCCAAAACUCUCUCGAUACUCGUGUACUGCAAAAUGGUGUCCUGUGGAUUGCUCUGCAGAGCAAAGGUUCAAAAAUUAAUGAAUGUUACGUGAGCGCUCUGAUACUGGGUCUUUUGUUCGUGCUCAGUGCCCUAGAAGAAGGGUACAGAAAUCACUCUGUGGUCCAAGUAAUGUAAUAUCACUUAAGUAGGAAUGGAAUAUCAUGUUUCAGGAAGGUUAAUUACAUGUUUUUAAAUUUAAACUUCAGAUGUGUGGAAGGUGAACAGUUCAGUGCUGAGGAAUGCUGAGUAGCUGUGUUUUAUACUGAAGUGCGUCUAGGCUGUCAUUCUUUAAAAGAAGAAUUAACAUUAAAGGAUGUUUUUUUCUGGAUGUUAAUGCUUCAUCAAAGACAUAGCAGGAAUAUACUUGUAAAGAUGCUGUGCAUAAACAAGUUCUCUUACAAUGUCUUCUUCCUGAAUUUAGGUGAAAGCUCUUUGACCCUACUGAUUUGUAAAGUACUGCAGGGGGAAUUAUUUGUUCUAAUUAUGAGCCAAGUUGUUUAGAGUAAACAUAGUUUCCAUGUAUAAGUCCUGCUUUGAUUUUUUUGAAGAAGUUGGUUUUUUUCCUGUGCAAUGGCAUUUUUCAUUCAAAUUAGUGAAGUAAGACAGCAACAAUAAUACACAGUUUAAGUGCCUGAUCCUGUAAAUGCCUAAUGUUAUUGCUAACAAUUCUAUUUAAUUCCUGUUAAAAUACUCGUGUGCUUGCAGGGUUAGAUUUUUGAGUAUUUUUACUCCUUAGAAUUUAUGUACCGAAGGCUGCAACAGAAGUCUACAAAACUACUCAAUUACUGAUGAAAUUUUGCUUUCAAGACAGUGGCGUGAAAAUCAGCUGAGAUGAAUUUUUCUUUAAGUUAGAGAACCAUUAUUUGUAGAAGCUGUUGUGGAUCUGUUAGUAAAUAGCGUGCUUGUGGCAGAUCGGGAUACAGGCAGUAAACAUAUGACAAUCUAAAAUGAAAAGGAGGAUUAGAAAGUGCGGUCUUGAGGAGAGGUUGCUUCUUUGACAAAUGAUUCUAUUGUACUGUAUUUCCUUUGAUAUUGCUGUGGUUGGUGGGUACCUCGUGAAAUGGCAGGUAAAUGUUAAAUGGAGAAAGUCAAUGCUCUUUUUUUUUUCCUUCUUUUGAAGCAGCUACAUGCACUAAUCCUUAAUGUGAACUUCACGCAGUUUUCACCGUGGACUUUUAUUUUAAAAUGUUUAACUUUAAAAAUUGUGUUUAACAGUGUUUAAAUCAUGGAAAUCUUCCUUGACCUCUUUAAAAGUAAAUGUUCUUGAAUGAGUCUUCGAUAUCAAAUAGUCAGGGUAAAAAAAAAAAAAUUUUCAAUGCUUUUUUUUAUCAAGAGCUUCACUGAUUCACACAAACCUGGUGCUUUGAUGGCCAGUACUGGGCAUACGGUCACUAUCUACCAGUAGCAAUUUACUGUGGUUUCUCUGAAAUUGUUUUCCUAUAUGGAAGUGAAUACUAUGUAUCCAAAGUGCCUUAAUUUCGAUACUAUGCUGGUUUUGUGAAUGCAUAGCCACGUCAAUAUCACUGUGUUUCAUAAUCAGCUGAAAAUCUGUUACUGCAUUUUAUAAAGCUUCCUUGUCAACUAAUCAUGUUUUCUGCAAUUCAGAAUGCAGUGCAGCUUUUGUAACUUUUGUAAACACUAUUUUUAUUUUCUGUGAUUGCCAGGUUCUUGAGAUGAUGAAGUAUUAAAAGAUGGAAAUUAAAACAUAUUCUACUUUUCUUUUCAAAUUGUCUAAUAAAACUGACUUUUUGAAUUGUCUAAUAAAAAUAUCUGAUGCUUAA